Zeugodacus cucurbitae (melon fly) is the source of this 1066-nucleotide messenger RNA. Its product is annotated as methionine aminopeptidase 1D, mitochondrial. Gene Ontology annotation, biological process: proteolysis. The transcript is spliced from 3 exons. The coding region runs from base 287 to 1039 and encodes 250 amino acids. The record is from RefSeq and is a predicted model, not a curated record. Gene Ontology annotation, molecular function: metalloaminopeptidase activity. Lineage: Eukaryota; Metazoa; Arthropoda; Insecta; Diptera; Tephritidae.
UCAAUUGGCCGCAUAAGGAAUAUUUUUUGUUUUUAAUUCCGGACACUUAUGAAAAUUAAAAUAACAAGGGAAAUAUGAAAUUACUGAAAUUGAGGUGGACACCUUUAUAUUUCACAAGUGAAAGGCAGUUUUUAUUUCAUUAAAUGUGUUAUGUUCAUAAAUUUGAUAUGGCUAAAUAUAUCUUAGGAUCCAUUUGUUUUCAAGAAACCUCUCCCUGGAAAGGAUCGUAUCUAGCCAUAUUAGGAAGCCAGAAUAUUAUUACCGCUUUCGAUAUCCGGGUAACACAAUGGGCGUCUCAGAUAUAAAGAAUGCAUUACAAAUAGAAGCAAUUCGAGUGAGUUGUAAGAUGGCAGGGCAGGUACUCGAAGCCUGCUCCCAACUAAUAAAAGCAGGUACAACAACAGAUGAAAUCGACGCUUUUGUUCACGAUCAGAUAAUUUCUGGGGGAGGUUACCCAUCUCCUCUUCGAUAUGCUGGAUUUCCAAAAUCUGUAUGCACAUCAAUUAACAACGUUGCUUGCCAUGGAAUUCCGGACGCAACCCAACUAGCCGAUGGAGAUAUAAUAAAUGUUGAUGUUACCGUUUUUUUGAAUGGCUAUCAUGGAGAUAGUUCUAAAACAUUUCUUGUGGGAAAUGUUGAUGAUUUGGGGGUAUUUUUAGUAAAGUCAGCAGAGGAAUGUCUACAGAAUUGCAUUAAAAUAUGCAAACCUGGAACCCCUUUUAGUGCAAUUGGUCGAUAUAUUACAGAUUUCUGCAACAUAAAGAAAUUGAAUGUCAUACCUGCAUUUGCUGGCCAUGGAAUUGGAAAAUCAUUUCAUGAGCCACCAGAAAUCCUGCAUUUUUAUAAUUCUGAACCAGGGCUUAUGCGAGCUGGAAUGAUAUUUACUAUUGAGCCCAUACUUAGUCUUGGAAAGCCCGCAGUUAGGGUAAUGGAAGAUGGCUGGACCGCAGUUUCCGUAGAUGGUCUACGAAGUGCACAAUUUGAACACACUAUACUUAUAACAAAACAUGGAAAUGAGGUGUUAACGAAUGUAAACUAAUUAAACAAGUUUUUCUCGACAAGUGAA